Molecule: messenger RNA, 1474 nt
Organism: Halteromyces radiatus
Lineage: Eukaryota; Fungi; Mucoromycota; Mucoromycetes; Mucorales; Cunninghamellaceae
Exons: 4
Coding region: 84-1220 (378 amino acids)
Cellular component (GO): intracellular membrane-bounded organelle; membrane
Source: RefSeq, a predicted model, not a curated record
UUUUUCUUCUUUUCUUUUUGUUGUUGUACUUCUCUUUUUUUUUUUUAUCUCAUCUUCAUUUUUACUUAUACUAGUUAAACAACAUGUCAGGAAUUUAUACUUCCUUUCUUGUUCUUGGUUUAUUAAUCUCGGGUGUCUCUAUACCACUUAUUCUCAGUUAUCAAGAUCAUCAUAUUAUAGAUGAUCAAAAUCAUUUGUUUACUCAACCACUUCUUCAAACAGUGAUGAUCUUUAUUGGUGAAAUCAUGUGUAUUUUUGGUAUUCAAGUUAUAAGUAAAGCUUCUUCUUGGUUGGAUCGAUCUCUUUUGGAUUCAGUACAAGGAAAUAGACAACAAGAAGAAAAUGGAAAUGAAUGGAUGAUAAAUCGUACUUCUUGGUUUUGGUCUGGUAUCUGGUUUAUUAUUCCUAGUGCAUGCGAUCUUAUUUCAACCACAAUGCUCAAUCUUGGUUUGAUUUAUAGUACACCUUCCAUCUUUCAAAUGAUGCGUAGUAGUAUUGUUGGUUUUUCAGCUGUCUUUAGUUUCUUAUUCUUAUCACGUCGUUUUUUGGGUCAUGAAUGGGUUUCUGUUAUCACUAUUUUGGGUGGAAUUGUUAUCAUAACUUACUACGCUGCCGUUUCAUCCUCUACUGGCGGUGCAGCUCCAGAACAAGGUACUUUAGGUGAUAAUACUCACCCUUGGUUUGGUCCUUUGUUACUUCUCUUCUCUCAAGUCUUUGUAGCUUGUCAAUUCAUUUUGGAAGAAUAUUUGAUGGAUCGGUAUCAAAUGGAUCCUGUUCGUGCUAUGGGAAUUGAAGGUGCCUUUGGUACUGUGCUCUUGGGUAUUACUGUGAUUGUGGCUGCAUUAACACCUUCCGCUGCUGACUCUGUUUUCGACAUCAAAACUGGAAUGGCACAACUUAUUCAUUCGUACGAUUUAUGGCAAUCUGCUAUCGUCUUGGCUAUCAUGGUCGCUAUUUUCAACUUUUUCGGUUUGGCUGUUAGUACUACCGUUGGUAUUCCUGGAAGAAGUGUAUUGGAUGCUAUCAGAACCACAUUGAUUUGGGUGAUUGCUACUCAUUAUGGUUAUGAUACUUUCUCUUGGCUUCAAUUCAUUGGAUUUGUGAUUUUGAUUGUGGGUGUAUUUAUCUUCAAUGGUGUCUUUUUCUCAAUCACUACUGCUGUGCGUCAACGUUUCUUCCGUCAAGAACCUAAUGGUGAACGUGCUCCUCUUUUGUCGUGAUGGUCGUUCUCCUUACUCUUAUAUUAUAUAUAUAUAUAUAUCCACACACACAUAUACACACGCUAUUAUUACUACCAGUUUAGUAUAUCCUAUUUUUAUUCGUAUUUUUAUUAUCUAUCUUUUCUUUUGGCUUAUUUAUAUAUAUAUAUUAUAUCUAUCUUAUCAUAUCAAUCUUGUUUUACAUAGUUUUUUCUUUUCCUUUUUUUUAAAAAAAGACAAUAAAAUAAAAAAGUAUAAACAAUGAUGAGAAUCAA